AUGAAUAGCCCGUCUAAACGGCGCAAGAAGAAUGACGGAACUGUCCAACCCGUGCGGAGCUUGGACUGGUUCUUCUCUAAACAGAAGGAUGGUUCUAAGGGUCCAGCGGGUGUACCGAAGAUCCCCAAGGACGUCAAUGGAGAAGGCACUAAACUGGACAACGGCACGAGCCAAGGGUUAACGGACGAGGAGCUUGCGCGAAAGCUGCAAGACGAAUGGAACCAGGAAGAUGGUGAGCAGAGCAGCCGGAUGGUCGAAGAUCCGCCUACGCAGGAUGCCGCACCGCAGGAAGAUAACGGCGGUACUGAGAUGACGGUCCCGGUUCCAGUAUUGCGAGAAGAUGUAUCGUCACAAGGUCCGCCGCCCAGGGCGCAGAAGCCUUCACAGUCGGCCCUCGUCGCGAAGAGCACGCUAUCGCUCCAAUCUAACGCCGCGGACGAGGACACCAUAUCCACUUCCAUACCCUUCGACGAGAGUCCGCUCACCUUCAAUCCUUCGAGAUACAUAUCCGAAUUGCAGGGACACUGGGACAAAGAGAGCGGGGGCCGCGCAACAUACGCGCUGCUUACCCGCUGCUUCAUCUUGGUGAAUGAGACACGAAGCCGGAUCAAGAUUGUAGAUACACUCGUCAACCUGCUCCGCACAAUCAUAGAAGGCGAUCCAGAGAGUUUGCUGCCUGCAGUCUGGCUUGCGACAAACUCCAUCUCCCCGCCAUAUAUCGAUCUUGAGCUUGGGCUUGGCGGCAGCGCGAUCUCGAAGGCAUUGCGCAAGGUCUGCGGAUUGGACGCGCAGGGGUUGAGAAAGCUGUACGACAAGUAUGGCGAUGCGGGAGAUGUGGCGUUCGAGGCGAAAAAGCGGCAGUCGUUCACUUUGCGCAAGCCGAAGCCGUUGACAAUUAGGGGCGUGUUCGAUAGUCUGGUCAAGAUUGCGAACAGCAAGGGUACAGGUAGUGUAGAUAUCAAGCAGGGUAUUGUCGAGCGUCUGCUGCAGGAUGCGCGUGGAGCGGAGGAGAGCAGGUAUGUUGUGAGGACGUUGGUUCAGCAUCUGCGCAUCGGCGCCGUCAAAACCACAAUGCUCAUCGGCCUAGCCCGUGCCUUCAUGCUCUCGAAGCCGCCUAACGCCGACUUCCUGAUCCGCUCGCAAGCCGAGCUCGCUGCACUCGACAAACCCUCCCUAGCCGAUGUCUACGCGAAAAACGAAGAGAUCGUCAAAGCCUGCUUCGCCCGACGUCCAAACUAUAACGAUCUCAUACCCACACUACUCGAGAUUGGCGUUUGCGACGAGCUCCUACUGCGGUGCGGCCUUGCGUUACACAUACCUCUCCGGCCCAUGCUGGGCAGUAUCACCCGCGAUCUGGGUGAGAUGCUCGUCAAGCUCCAGGGCCGAGACUUCAGCUGCGAAUAUAAGUAUGACGGGCAACGGGCACAGGUGCAUUGCGACGAGCGCGGCAAAGUUACCAUCUUCUCUCGCCAUUUGGAAAUCAUGACGGACAAGUAUCCCGACCUUGUGGCCUUAGUCCCACAGAUCCGCGGAGAAGGCGUCAGCAGUUUCAUCAUGGAAGGCGAGGUUGUGGCUAUUGAUCGCGAGAGUGGUGAGCUCAAGGCUUUCCAGACGCUGGCCAAUAGGGCUAGGAAAGAUGUCGUGAUUGGUAGUGUGAAGAUAGACGUCUGUCUCUUUGCAUUUGACCUCAUGUACCUCAACGGAGAAGAGCUAUUAAACAGGCCUUUUAGGGAAAGAAGAAGUCUGCUUCGGAGUCUGUUCGUGGAGAAACCGCACCACUUCACUUGGGUCAAGAGCUUAGACGCAACGUCAGCGGACAAUGAGGCUGUGUCUGAGUUCUUCAAGAGCGCGACGGAUAUUAAGUGCGAGGGUAUCAUGGUCAAAGUCCUCGACAACCUCCCGAAUCCAGAUCUCAUAUCGGAAGACUCGGAGAAGACGCCCACUCCGCAUCCUACACCGACCAAACCGAAGCCAGCGCCGACGAAAUCCAAGUCACGGAAAAAGUCGAAGCCCGCAGAUGUGGAUGCUCCAGCAGAGAAGGAAAAGGAAAAAGAGAGAGGCACCCGCCGCAAAGCUCUCCUCUCCACCUAUGAGCCAGACAAACGCGUUGACUCCUGGCUAAAAGUCAAGAAAGACUACAACACCUCCGCCGACACCAUCGACCUAAUACCAAUUGGUGCCUGGCACGGCAUCGGCAGGAAGUGCAACUGGUGGUCCCCAAUCCUUAUGGCUGUCCGGAACCCGGAGACCGGAUCUCUUGAGGCGGUCACGAAGUGCAUGGCUGGCUUCACCGACGCGUUCUACAAGGCCAACAAGGAGAAGUACAACGACGAAGACGAAGAGAAUACGAAUGUAGCAAGGAAGAGGCCGAGCUUUAUUGAGUAUGGUGGUACUCCGGCUGUGUGGUUUGAGCCGCAGGAGGUGUGGGAGAUGGCGUUUGCGGAUAUUACUCUGUCGCCUACGUACACGGCUGCUAUUGGGCUGGUUAGCGAGGAAAGAGGACUGAGUCUGCGGUUCCCGAGAUUCCUGAAGGUGAGAGAGGAUAAGAGUAUUGACGAGGCGAGCACGAGCGAUUUUCUUGCGGAGCUUUGGAGGAAGCAGAAGGCUAAGGCGCCACUGCAGGAGAAGGCAGGGGAGAAACUAGAGGAGGUUGAGGACGACCUUGAGUAG
Molecule: messenger RNA, 2670 nt
Organism: Coniosporium apollinis CBS 100218
Lineage: Eukaryota; Fungi; Ascomycota; Dothideomycetes
Product: DNA ligase 1
Exons: 2
Coding region: 1-2670 (889 amino acids)
Biological process (GO): DNA recombination; double-strand break repair via alternative nonhomologous end joining; lagging strand elongation
Cellular component (GO): DNA ligase III-XRCC1 complex
Molecular function (GO): DNA binding; ATP binding; DNA ligase (ATP) activity
Source: RefSeq, a predicted model, not a curated record